AGAUGACGCUGUAAGCAGACAACACAUGAUGGUAGUAACUGGAUUAUUGGGAACCUUUCCUGUCUCUAGAUGGUCUCUGGUGUCAGCCAACAGUGCGUAAAUAAAGACGUGACAGUGAACCUUCAUGGCUGGAGUACACAAACAUGUUAUGGGCAUGUCAGAAGAGGCUGUCCUCCUACACGGUAAUGGGGACCUAACUCAGUGUGCUUCUAAGCUGAAACUUUUACAGCAGCAGCUUUUAGAUGUUGACAGGUGGAAGCUGGAUACAUCUAUCUUUUGGAAUAUAUGUGGAAUAAUCCAAGGAGAAGUAACUAAAUGGAACCAAGACUCCAUGUUCCAGCCGUCAGUUGAAAGCCUUACUGUAGUGACCACUUCCCUCUGUUGUCUGCGAAACACCUUCCCACACUGUUCUAGAAAUCAAUUACUGGUGGCUGAGUCAGUUGAUCUUGUGGACCCCAUCAUAUCCUGUACUCAGUGGACAUUCAGAACAGCGGACAGAGACAACAAGAGGGUGGUAUUGACGGAGGAAGACUCGCAUCAAAAUCCUUUAACUACGACAGAGAACAAUAAUGACUGCCACAAAGAGGUAGUUGAAACACCGGAACAAGAUGUACUGAGUGACAGAAACUCACACAGUGAAUGGAAGAAGGCACAUUCCACUUUAGCCUCUGCCUGUGUUACCUGUUUGGGGAACAUGGUGGCUGCCAACUCCCUGACAAGAAAGCUAAUUUGGCCACACUUGUUACCAGUAUUACGAGACCUGCUUGGAUAUCCUGACUGGCAGGUGUCUCAAAUGGCAUCAAUGAUUCUACAUAAUUGCCUUCUAGAGGAGGGCCUACGAAAAGAACUCUGCAGGAAUAAUCAGGUGAAGGUCAUUGUAAACAAGUUACUGUCCCUGUAUGUGAAUGAGAGUCAAUACUCUUGCUUUGUUUUAUUCUGUCUGGAGUUGCUUCUGUGCAGCAAAGACAUUGUAGAGGUCUCUUGGUCUCACCUCUCUGGAGAACAACAGCUGCUGUGUCUGGAUGUGCUGGCUGCUAUAUUGACAGACACAUCACAGAAAAGGUGUGAGCCUCUGUCAACCUCCACAAUUACUUUUCUAGUCCACUUUUUCAAGAGUGAGGCAGACAAGAUUUUAUGCACCCAUGCAGGUCAGCUUCAACAAGAUGGUUCUCAGGUGUUAGUGAGACUUGCAAAUUUUGUGUGCACAGCUGCAGCAUCUGAUGCUUGGAGAUACUUGCUUCAACAAGACUCCAGCCUUAUCAUCACAAGUUUGUAUUUAUUGCGGUGCAUGACUGACAUCGGAAAGAUGGGUGGGAAUGCCUUCACACCCCUGAACCAAUUAUCUGAUCUCACUGAUGAAGAACAAAUGGCUACUGCUGAAACUCAUCCUGCUUUUGGCUUCAAAUGUGAUCUCAUUAGGCUAAUUGCAAGCCUUGUGUACAGGCAUAAAGACAAUCAAGAUCAGGUUCGAGAGAUGAAUGGUAUACUUCUGCUGCUGGAGAGCUCACAGUUUGAUGCCAGAAACCCACUGAUAAAGGAGGUAUCCAUUUUUGCUGUACGUAACCUCUUAGAAGGCAAUCUUGAAAAUCAGCUCUUUGUGAAAGGGUUAAAAUUGAAGAGUGUUGCAGAGAAUCCAGGCUUACAGGAGCUUGGCCUAGAGGCAGUCUGUGAAGGAGAGCAAAUCAGACUUGUACAGAGGUCAGGCUCUUCUCCUGAUUAUGAUGAUACAGAGCUCUGACCCAGGUUUCAACAUCAGCUGGAUUGAGUUAUAGAUGUAACAUAAAUCUUAAUCUGAUCUUUAUUGUGUGCAUAUACUGCCUUGGUGAUGUAAUAAAAAAAAUGGUGAAUGAAAGCAAAUAUAAACCCCUUUUUUUUUUUAGUAAACUUUAACAUUAUCUCGU
Molecule: messenger RNA, 1901 nt
Organism: Homarus americanus (American lobster)
Lineage: Eukaryota; Metazoa; Arthropoda; Malacostraca; Decapoda; Nephropidae
Product: ataxin-10-like
Exons: 10
Coding region: 125-1738 (537 amino acids)
Biological process (GO): neuron projection development
Cellular component (GO): cytosol
Source: RefSeq, a predicted model, not a curated record